Amphibalanus amphitrite is the source of this 5375-nucleotide messenger RNA. It is a transcript of the gene cv-c, whose product is annotated as stAR-related lipid transfer protein 13-like. Gene Ontology annotation, molecular function: GTPase activator activity; lipid binding. Gene Ontology annotation, biological process: signal transduction; actin cytoskeleton organization; regulation of Rho protein signal transduction. The transcript is spliced from 14 exons. The record is from RefSeq and is a predicted model, not a curated record. NCBI's taxonomy places the organism in Eukaryota, Metazoa, Arthropoda, Thecostraca, Balanomorpha, Balanidae. Bases 191 to 4204 code for a protein of 1337 amino acids.
GAGGACUGCGUGUGAGGCGGCGUGUGAACGGUGACAGCGAUCGAGACGGAAUCGAGUGAGGUGUUCACUGGAGGACAGACUGCGGCGGAGGUGGUGCUCUCUGUCACUGGUGCUGGUCGAGAUGGUGUGAUGAAUCGGAUAGAGGAGCCCUGACAAGCGGCCGGACGAGCUCUCCGACUUCCUGCGGCGCAUGGAGACGAGCAUUCUGAGCGGUCCCGAGCACGGCUCCGACUACGGCUCCGUCCCCGGAUCCGGAAACAACUCGGCUCCCGGAUCCGCCAACGGCUCCGCUUCCAGAUCCGGCCACGGCUCGGCUACGGGAUCCGCCAAAGGAUCUGUCAACGGUUGUGGAUCUGGAUCCGGGUCCUCCCAGGAUUCUGCCGCUGGUUCUACCACAGGAUCCGCCGCUGGAUCUGCUCCAGGAUCUGCUCCUGGAUCCGCUCCAGGAUCAGCUCCCGGAUCUACAUCGGGAUCCGUGCCCCGCAAAACCUCGAAGUCUCUUACCAGCUCGGACACUUGCUCUGCUAUAGGCUCUGAGAGCAUUCCUGAGCCCGACUCUAUUUCUAAGCCCGAUGCUGUCCAGACAAGUGAACAAGUAGCUCCUUGCGAUCCUGACACUGAGAGCUGUGCGAUUGCCUCCUCUGGUGCUGACCAGACUGACCAGGUCAACGGGACUGGAUCUGACCCCUCUCCAAGUCCAACCGACGGCCCUACGCCCCAGGACGAUCAAGCCCCUGCUGAGGUCUCCACAGCCGACCUGGAGGCUGACCCCACAGCUGAAGGACCCCGCACGGUGGCGACUCAGACGAGCCCCGCCUCCUCGGUGGCCUCCUCCUGGUCGGACCUGAGCGAGCGCACGGCGGCCGACGGCGCCGACAGCGGGGCCGAGCGGCGCCCCUGGCCCGGCCCCGUGCCGCCGGCCACACGCGAGGCCACCACAUCCAUGUCGCGCCGGCCGGCGAUGCGGAUGCUGCGUGCGCGCUCGGAGGAGCCCAGCGGGCCGACGGCCGGCGCGGCGGCGGCCACCUCCUGGCAGUGGCAGAGCGCCGAGCAGAUGCACCGGCUCGCCGAGCAGGCCGAGCCGGUGGCCGGGCCGUACCCGAGCCGCCGACCGGCGCGGCCCAUGCAGCUGCAGCUGGGGGAGGCUGGGAGCAGGCCGCGGCAGCGCGCCCCAGGCCGCCGGCCUCCCUCCCCGGCCGUGUCACCACUCAGCACGCCAGGAGACGAGCGGCCACCCACGGAAGACAAGCCUCCGCGACACGCCGCUGGGCGGCAGCAGCAGCGCCGGCGCAGUUCGCAUCUAUACCUGGAGAGGGCAGCACGGAUGUCGUGCUCGGAGCCGACCCUGGACAAACCGAACGGCAGGCCACAGAUGGCGCUACAGGCGGAUUUCAACAAGUUUCAGGGCGGCUCGAGUGCCACUCGAUCCUACUCUGCCAAACAACUCGCAGAAUGGGAGGCUCUCGAGGCAUGUCGCUGGCUCCGCGACGCCGGCUUUCCGCAGUACGCCCAGAUGUAUGAAGAGUGCCGCUGCCCGAUAGACCUGCGCUCGGUGCAGAGCGACCACCCCUCGCUGGAUCUGGACAGUCGGCAUGCGCUCUUCAAGAGGAUCAACACAGUGAACAGGGCCACCAAUAUGAAGCUGGAGGGAGUCGUCCGACGCGUGGGUGAGGAGAGUGACGACGAUGAGUCGCGCGCCAUCAGUGAGAAUUGGUCGUACCUGCGCCACUCGCAGCGCUGGCGGCGUCACCAGGCAGUGCCGCCGGCGCCGGCCGCCGCCAGUCCGCCCAGCGCCAGCUCCAACAGCACACUCAACUCGGACUCUAGCGUCGGCGGCACGGUGCCGGAGCGGCGCAGCGGCCGGGAGCGGCUCCAGGACGGCAUCCUGCGCCGCAUGGAGAGCCUCCGCGCGCGCAGGAAACGCGCUCAGAAGGCGCCGCGCGACGACUCGUCGUCGUAUUUCUCUGCGUCGGACGCGAGCGGAUCGCCGCGGACGGCGCGGCCGGCCCGGGACGACAGCGGCGCCCUCUCGGACGGCGAGCACUCGCCGCCGCUGUUCCGAGCGCUCGCCACGCCCGGGAAACCGGCCAAAGACGCCAACAGUAACGUGUGCGACGGCUCGGACACCGUGGACUUUCUGCAGACGAGCUCGCCCAAGCUGAGUCGACACAGAGGUGGAAGUCUGAGGGUCGGAUCGUCACACGGAGCUGGAUGGAGGUCCAGCAGUCUGAAUAUGGGCAAAGAGAGCCAGGGCUACCGCAGGAAGCUGCAGAGUAAACUGAAGCGCAAGGAGUCAAUGGAGCGGCCCCUGCCUCCGCAGUGUCCCCCGCCUCAGACGCCCGACCGGCACCGGGUCAGCACCUACGACAACACGCCGAUCGUCGUCUACAAUCGGGUCUAUGUCGAUGACGACGCUCCGGGUACGCCUCCCAGCCCGGGCGUGCGCGACGCCCGCGCCAACUCCAGUCCGCAGAUCCAGGCGGUGGAGCCGCGCGGCCGAUCGGGCAGCUGUGAUACCAGUGUGAGCCACAGCUCCGAGGGAUCGCUGCCAUCCACCGCCGGCUCGGACCAGGAACAGAAGCCGCGCAGCACAAACGUGGUGCGCUGGCACAGUUUUCACCGGAGCGGCAGCGGCGUGCUGACCACGCGGCCGGCGCCGGCCCCCAUCUGUCCCACUCACAUCUCCCGGCUGUCCUCCGGGCAGAUCGCCCUGCUGAAGAAACACGCCCUCCUCAGGAUUACGGCGACCAUGGAGCGUCACUGUCCGUCCAAGUCCUCCAACUGGAACUGGGACAUCCCCAAGUUCAUGCGCAAGUUCCGCGUGCCCGACUACCGGGACCGGCGGGUGUUUGGUGUUCCUCUGACGGUGACGGCUCGCCGUAGUGGCCACCCUCUGCCACCGACCAUCGUCGCCGCCAUGGACUACCUGCGGAAGAACGCCCUCGAUCAGGUGGGCCUGUUUCGCAAGUCUGGCGUGCGCUCGCGGAUCCAGAAGGUCCGUGAGAUGUGCGAGGCUGCCGACGGCGACGAACCGCUGCCGUUUGACGAUCACCAGGCGUACGACGUGGCCGACAUGAUCAAACAGUACUUCAGGGAGCUGCCAGAGGUGCUGCUCACGCACAAGAUCUCCGAGAUCCUGAUCGCCAUCUAUCAGUACGUUCCGUCCGGGCUGCGGCUGGAGGCCACCAAGUGCGCCCUGCUGCUGAUGCCGGACGAGUCGCGGCUGGCCCUCCAGACCCUGCUGGCCUUCCUCUCGGACGUGGCCGCCGCAUCCUACGUCAACCAGAUGACGGCGCACAACCUGGCCGUCUGCCUGGCGCCCUCCGUGUUCUCCGUCACCUCACAGCGCUCCGCGUCCGCCUCGCCGCGCCGCACGCGCCGCGCAGGGGUGCCCGACCAGCGCGAGCUCAACGAGAACCGUGCCGCGCACGAGUGUCUGGCCGCGCUCAUCCGACAGUCGGAGGCGCUGUUCUGCCUGCCCGAGGACCUGCUGUCCGGCUGCCGGUUCUCCUACCUGGACGUGUCGCAGCCGGUGGCGCUGCCCGCGCUGGGCACCGAGGAGCAGCCGGGCAGCUGGCGCGCCUACACAGACGCCUGCUGCGCCGCCCUGCUGCGGGAGGCGCGCGACCGGCCCCGCGGCUGGGUGACGGUCACAGCCGACGACCCGGGCCUCGACCUGGCCUACCGUAAGGUGGGCGACGGCCACCAGCUGCGGCUGUGGCGCGCCGGGGUCGAGCUGGAGGCGCCGCCGGCCGAGGUGCUGCACCGCCUGCUGCGCCAGAGGCACGCUUACGACCUGCGGCUGGUCAAGUGGCGCGUGGUGGAGCGGCUGGCGGCGGACGCCGAGGUGUUCCAGUACGCCGUGUCAGCCGUCGAGCCGCUGCCUGUCACAGAGUACUGCGUGCUGCGCGCCUGGCGCUCGGACCUGCCGCGGGGCGCCUGCGCUGUCGUCGAGACGUCUGUGGAGCACCCAGAUUCUCCGGUCCAGCCCGGCGGCCGGCGCGGUGUGGUGCUCGCCUCCCGGUACCUGAUUGAGCCGUGCGGCGCUGGAAAGUCGCGUGUCACCCACUUCUCCCGCGCCGACCACAGGGGCUGCUCCCCAGAGUGGUACAACAAGGUGUAUGGCCACCUGUGUGGCCUGCAGCUGACCAGCCUGCGAGAGUCGUUCAGACACGUCGCAGAGGGACCCGAGAGCCAGGUGUAAGAAGUCAGAAUACCACAGAGGGACCCCAGAGACGAGGGUGAACGAGUCAGAAAACCGCCGAGGAACCCGGGAGCCAGGUGUAAGGAGUCGGUGACUCCUCCGCUGGAACGGGAGUCGAUCCAAGAGUCACUACCUGCCAACCAUGGACUGGGACGAGUCCGUCUCCAGUACCAGGUCCACCAGACAAAUGCAUACAAGUGGAGAGAGAAAGAGGCAUGGGAGCGGGCAGUGCCCUGUCGAGUCGUGGGGCGUGUGCCACUGCGUGGAGACGGUCCAACGCUGACGGACUGCGAUUCUGAUCCGCUGGGGCCGUUUUCUGCCUCCGUGGCAGCUGAACGGUCGAGCCCUGCAUUGCAAUUUACACAGACCAGCCGUCAGGGCCGUGUCAGUGUCGCAGCGACUGUCGACUGAACUGACUGUGUCACAUGGCGUGUCACGGACUGCACUUUCAUUGACAGUCGAACACGUGUCACUGACACAUCAGAGGCGUUAGAGUGGAGGCCGUGCGCUACCCUUAUCGCUACUACUGUGUCUGCUUCUUUCCGUAAGGUUCGAGUCCCGUGCCUGGAGGAGUGAGCCUGGGCUGGGCGGAUUCUGCACUGGCGGACACUGCCUGGAGUGGUGCCCAAAGUGGUGUCCGAACUGGUGCCGCCAUGGUGCUCCUAGUGGUGCCCACGGUGGUGCGGUUGGUGCCGGGGCUGGUGCGGUGGGCUGUGUGUGUCCGGUAUCCGGACGAGGGCUCGGGUCCGGACCCGGGUCCGUCUAGCCGCGGCUGUUUGGUCCAUUGGCUCUCCCUGGAGCCGAGCGGCCCGGGGCCGGGGCCGUUUCAGUGUGUAUCAGCCGCCGGGAGAUCGAUUCGUGCUAUUGUAUGCUAUUCUGGCGUCCGUAUUGUACUGUGUUGUGUUGCGUGUGGUGUCCAGGUUGGGGCCCGAACGGCUCGUCAGCGAGGGCUGGCCACGGCACCGAUACACAUUCCAUAUGGCCUCUGCCGGUCACAAGAUCUUAUCGCGCUAGAGUAUUAACUAGUCCAAUGUGCAUUGUUGCUGUUCGCUGGAAGGUGCCGAGUGUGUAUAAUGUGAUGUGUCAUGUUUAUGUAUCAUACAGAACUGUGACUUGGCACUGGCUACUGUGGUACUAUGGUAGGGGCUACCCAAUACAUAUGAUGUUCAUG